Messenger RNA from Trachymyrmex cornetzi, 705 nucleotides. RefSeq lists its product as uncharacterized. The transcript is spliced from 6 exons. The record is from RefSeq and is a predicted model, not a curated record. Lineage: Eukaryota; Metazoa; Arthropoda; Insecta; Hymenoptera; Formicidae. Gene Ontology annotation, biological process: detection of chemical stimulus involved in sensory perception of smell; sensory perception of smell. Gene Ontology annotation, cellular component: plasma membrane. The coding region runs from base 1 to 705 and encodes 234 amino acids. Gene Ontology annotation, molecular function: olfactory receptor activity; odorant binding.
AUGGGGGUAGACGGAAUUCUGAAUGAAGUAUGGAAAUAUGGAGGGGAGAGGAUGGAGGAAUGGGUGUGGAGAGUGUGUAAUGAGGUUGGAAAGAGGGGGGAAUGGCCAGAGGAAUGGAAGGAGGGAGUGGUAGUACCGGUUAGGAAAAAAGGACAGGGAGAAGAGGAAAGGGACUAUAGGGGGGUGUCGAUAAUGCCAAAGGGGUUAGUGGACGGGAGAGAGGAUUUUUCUAAUAAUGUGGACCAGAGGUUGGCCAUAACUGUGCAAGAACAUGUGCGAAUUUUAUGUUUUAUAAAGUUAACAGAAAAAAUAUUGCACCAGGUAUCUCUUGUGGAAGUUGUAGGAUGUAUGUUGAACAUAUAUUUCCUUGGAUAUUACACAAUUAUGGAAUGGGAAGACGGCUUUGCAGUAUACAUAACAUACAUUGCUGUGCCUAUGAAUUUCGUCUUCAAUCUUUUCGUAUUUUGUUAUAUAGAUGAACUUGUUGCCGAGCAGUGCAAGAAGGUUAGUGAAAUAUCAUACAUGAUCGACUGGCAUCGUCUACCAGGAAGGAAAGCUCUGGCUAUUCUAUUAAUGAUUGUGAUGUCCAAUUCAUCAGUUAAACUUACUACCGGAAAUAUCAUUGAGUUAUCUAUGAGCAGUUUCGGUGAUGUGAUUAAGACAUCAUUUGCCUAUUUAAAUAUGUUACGUACACUAACUAUUUAA